Messenger RNA from Ipomoea nil (Japanese morning glory), 1344 nucleotides. RefSeq lists its product as uncharacterized. The transcript has 3 exons. Gene Ontology annotation, molecular function: catalytic activity. Lineage: Eukaryota; Viridiplantae; Streptophyta; Magnoliopsida; Solanales; Convolvulaceae. The record is from RefSeq and is a predicted model, not a curated record. The coding region runs from base 1 to 1344 and encodes 447 amino acids.
AUGGAAUCAAGGGAACCAGAGGUUGUCCCAAGACCCCCUGACCCUCCAGUAACACACACUCAUCCACAGCCUCGAGGAGCGUACAGAGGGAGAAGCGAUAGGGGUUACCAACCUAACAGAGCUGCAGCCGGGCAGGAACAUACUGUAGUGAGAGGAACUAGUGGGGGAAGAAAUAUCACAACCCAUUCAGUUUAUCAUGAAGAUGACCAUCAGUAUACCCCCAUUUUAGCAGAGUUUGAGAAUACUUUCAAAGAGACACCUCCGGACACAGAUUUGGUCUCGGCAGCACCACAAGCAGAGGAUAUGCACGAAGAUGGUCGUCUUGUUGAUCAUGGUGCUGCCUCGUCUUCGUUUAGGUGCACCUUUAAAUUUCUGUUACGUAUUCAUAAGCCGUCACUGAGUAGAGGCAGUGGGCUAUUCGGGGGGAUUUGGUUGUUAUGGCAGGAUUCAAUUGAUAUUGAGAUUUUGUAUACUCACCCGCAGUUUGUCUCGUUUCAGGUAGCCGAGAAUGGUUCUUCCCCGAGGCUCAUGUCUGCGGUCUAUGGCAGUCCAAAUUUGUCUCUCAGAAAGCGUCUCUUCCCCGACUUGUCUGGUCACCAUUUUUAUCCACAGGGCCCUUGGCUAUCAUUUGGGGAUUUUAACUCAGUCACGAGUAGUAACGAAGUCAGUAACACGGAAGCCUUCACUGCGUCAUGUUGUUCAGACUUCAAUGAAUGGAUCUUUAGAGAAGGAUUAGUAGAUUUGGGUUUCAGAGGCCCUUCUUUUACCUGGACAAGGGGUAUUGAUACACCUACCUUUAAAGGUGCUCGACUUGAUCGCACUUUGUGUAAUGUGGAAUGGAGUCUUCGGUUCCCAGAUACAACUGUUAAUCAUCUGCCUAGGAUUGGUUCGGACCACUCAUCGCUCCUCAUCUCUACUGCCAGUUCUUCUCUACGGAAGAGCUCUUACAGCUUCAAAUUUAAUAUAGCAUGGGCGGCGCACCCCUCAUUCCAUGAAUGUGUUCAGACAGUAUGGAAUAACGAACUUGAUCUGUUGAAUAACACUACUGCAUUGGCCCAGGUACUUCCAGAAUGGAGCAGAAACUCCUUUGGUAGUGUCUUCCAGAGGAAAAGCAAUUUAUUGGCUAGAUUAGAUGGAGUUCAACGGUGUCUUGUGAUAGGUGCAAGAGCUGAUCUUUUGAGACUGGAACGUAGCCUUUGCAAAGAAUUGGAGGAGACACUUCAUCAAGAGGAACUCAUUUGGUUCAAACGCUCACGAGAGGAGUGGAUCGUAUCUGGUGACCGGAACACACGAUUCUAUCAACUAGCAACAGCCAUGAAGAGGAGCCAUGCGAUCAUCCCUUGA